Messenger RNA from Bactrocera oleae (olive fruit fly), 1550 nucleotides. Its product is annotated as proline-rich protein PRCC. Gene Ontology annotation, cellular component: nucleus. NCBI's taxonomy places the organism in Eukaryota, Metazoa, Arthropoda, Insecta, Diptera, Tephritidae. The record is from RefSeq and is a predicted model, not a curated record.
UAUGAACAAACAGCUGUUCAAUCUGCUAAACUUUGUCGUAGUAAACAAUAUAUUCUCAAUUGUUUUGUAUAAAUUUUCCAAUAUAUAACGUGUUUUUUGUUUAUUCACAAAUGUCUUUAGUUGCAUAUGCGGCCAGCAGUGAUGAGGAUUCGGACCAUUCCGAAGUAGAAGAAGUUUCCGCUUCCAAUACUAAAACCAAUGGGGGAGUUGUAUCGGUGACACUAGCGGUCAAUGGUUAUCUCGGCCCAGGCACAAUAAGCGAUGACGAAGAAGAUUAUGCGCCAACCGAAUAUACAACAAUUCCAGAGAAUAAAAUAUCACAAAGUCUUUUAUUGCCUGAACCAAAAAAUAUAAUUGAAGUAAAAGCACCAGAAGAAGAAUUGGACGUAACGCCAAUUUUUGCAAAACUUCCAUUACCCAAACAUACAGUUGAAAAUAAUGGAGUUAUCGAAGAGGAAGACGAUGAAUUUCUACAUAAAAAGGCAGUAGUACCGAUCGAAGAAGUUAAACCUAUACCUGUGCAUGUGACACCCAAUAAAGGACCUGUAAAAAUUACUAUUCCGUCAUUGAAAGAGUUUAGUGAUGUUGAAAAAGAUAUUGCUAGUAAAGGGAAAAGCAAACACGUAUCCGAAAGACAAAAAAAGUCCGGUUUAUUAAGCAUGCUACCACAAGCAAAGUCGGAGCAAAAUUUUGCGAAGACUGCUCCUAGCAACGUAUCAAAUGAAUUAACACCUCAGUUGAAAAAAGCUCCAUUACUUACAAACAAUCCAUUUAUUCCGGAUGCUGUAAAAUCUCGACGUCCCGCAUGUAACACUGAAGGUGUUGAUGGUAUAAAGAAACCAAUAAAGAAGCACAAACCCACCGAUAAAACAAAAAUAUCACUGGUCAACUGCAGUGACAGUGACGACAGUGGUGACGAACCCGGUGAUUUCUUUUCCCUCAAUUCCGAAGAAAAACUACCAGAGGUUAGCAUUAACGAAAUAAAUGCUAUGGUCGCGGAACGUGCUGUUAAAAUGGCAAACGCAACGACUCAAUUCUUAAGAAAAAUUACAGAAAGCAAACAAUGUGAAGAAGGAAAUAUGCAAGUAGAAAAUGAAAGGCGUUUGGCAGAAAAACGAACUCAGCAGCCAUCUUUGGAUAAGACUGCUUUGCAGGCACUGGCAGGCAGUAGUUCCAAACGUAGAAAAAGAGAAGAAGACAUACAAGUUCUGGAUAUCUCAAGCGCCGAGGUACUACCAAGUAGAGAAGAAUGGAUGCGUACAGCUUUAGCGUCUUCUACUGCCUACCAGCCGACUGGCGUUUUAGUUGACGAAGAGCCGGUAGCUGGUACUAGGCGAAAACAUCAAAUCACCUAUCUGGCUCACAAAGCGAAAGCCAACGAAGCUGAAUUACAAGCAAUGUGGUCUGCGAAUCGCCAAAAUCGGAAAGCAACUCAAAGCAAAUACGGCUUUUAGAGUAUAUAUCUUACUUCUUACCUAUAUUUAGUAUAUAAAUGUGUUGAAUUUACAUUUUUAAACAUAUAAUUUACAAUAAAAAUAAUGUGUAACUUU